AACACACAAGCUUGGCUUUGCGGUGUUUUCCAUUGGAUAUAAGCUCUGAGUUACAGAAAAUAGAGAAAAAUAUGACCGAAGUGCAAAAUAAUGGUACGGAAAAGGAGGUCGAGGUGGAAAAACCGGCUCCGACCCUGUCCGGGCCGAUAGUGGGUAUUAUUUAUCCUCCACCGGAAGUAAGAAAUAUCGUCGACAAGACGGCCAGUUUCGUGGCCCGUAAUGGUCCGGAGUUCGAAAGUCGCAUCCGACAAAAUGAGCUCGGAAACCCAAAGUUUAACUUUCUCAGUCCCGGCGAUCCGUACCAUGCGUACUACCAGCACAAGGUGCAGGAAAUACGCGAAGGUCGGUCGGACAGUGUGGCCGGUGCCGCAGGUUCGGCGGCUGCUCCGGGUGGAGCGUUGCAAAAGAUGCAGGUACCCAGUGCAACGCAACAGAAGCAACAAGAGCUGCUGAAAGCCGUCACGGAGCAGCAGUUCGUGCCAAAAGAUCCGCCACCAGAGUUUGAGUUUAUUGCCGAUCCGCCCUCGAUUUCGGCACUGGAUCUGGAUAUCGUCAAACUGACGGCCCAGUUUGUCGCCCGCAAUGGUCGGCUGUUUCUUACCAAUCUGAUGAACCGCGAGCAACGAAACUGUCAGUUUGAUUUUCUACGACCGCAGCACUCGCUCUUCCAGUACUUUACCAAGCUGCUGGAGCAGUACACGAAGAUUCUGGUGCCACCGAAAGAUUUGAUGAACAAGUUGAAGGUGGAAAGUGCACCGGGCCGAAGCAGCAUGAACGUGGUGCUGGAGCAGGUAAAGUAUCGGGCCAACUGGAUGAAGCACCAGGAAAUGCAAAGCCGGCGGGAGGAAGAGAAAGUGGAGCGGGAGCGUAUUGCGUACGCUCAGAUCGAUUGGCAUGACUUUGUGGUGGUUGAGGUGGUAGACUACCAACCGUACGAGUCGGGCAACUUUCCACCACCGACGACACCGGACGAGGUUGGUGCGCGUGUUCUGAUGGAGGAGCGCAUGAACGAGGAGGAUCACGACAUCGAAAUGCAGAUCGAGUCGGACAAUGACGAUAGUGAGGAGGAGCCGCAUCGUGGUGGCCCGGAGAGCAAUGGGCAGGUAAAGUUAUCGCAGAUGGAAAAUCUCGUCGGCAAACAGCAGAAGGAUAAUACACAGGUACAAGACAUGGAUGAAUCGUCCAGCUCGGGCGAUGAGGAUGGUGAUCGCACUAAAUCCCUGCCGGCCCCAGUUGCGCCACCAACACACGACAAGGUCAUCGUGAAGAAGUACGAUCCGAAGCAAUCGCAAAAGGUACAGAAACCGGUUCCGGCGGCCACAGACGAUUAUCUCAUCUCGCCCAUUACGGGUGAAAAGAUCCCGGCGGCUAAGGUGGCGGAACAUAUGCGCAUCGGUUUGCUUGAUCCGCGCUGGGUCGAGCAGCGGGACAAACACAUCGAGAAGGUGGCACAGGAAAAUGUGUACGCACCGGGUGCUGCAAUCGAGGCCAGUCUGAAGCAGCUGGCCGAACGACGUACCGAUAUUUUCGGUGUCGGUGACGAGGAAGCGGCCAUCGGUAAAAAACUGGGCGAGGAAGAACCGCGCAAGGACGAUCGUGUCACUUGGGACGGACACACGUCGAGCGUGGAGGCGGCUACAAGGGCGGCCCGUGCAAACAUUACGCUUGAAGCACAGAUACACCAGAUACACAAGGUGAAGGGACUGAUACCGGACGAGGAGAAGGAAAAGAUAGGGCCGAAACCGAUUCCCGGCACGAUGUCCUCCGUGUCGAAGUCCAACCUACAGCAGCAGCAGCAGCAGCAUCAGCAACAUCAGCAACAUCAUCAGCAACAUCAGCAGCAACAUCAGCAACAUCAUCAGCAACAGCAACAUCAUCAGCAGCAUCAUCAGCACCAGCAUCAUCACCAUCAUCAGCACCAACAGCAGCAACAAAAUCCGCAGCUUGCCCAGAUGCAAUCCCAGAAAGGAAUGCCCCAGAUGCCACCACACCCUAUCCCCCCACCGGUACCGCCGAUGAUGAUGAUGGCCAUGGGACCGCCACCGUUCGCCGUUGGCUCGUACGUGCCACCGUUGGCACCACACGCCGCCCCACAAAUGGCGCCGGGUGGUGGUGGUGCUGGUGUCGGUGGUGCACCAGUUGUCCCCGAUGUACCGAUGCAGCAGCAGGUCGGAGGUCACGAUAUUGCACCGUCGAUGGAUGAACCACCGAGCAAAAAGUCCCGUACCGAAGAUAAUCUGAUCGAGGAGAGCGUAUUCCUGCAGCGGCACAGUUCGGCCGGACCGAUCACCGUACAGGUGCAGUGUCCAACCAUGACCGAGAAGAAUGACUGGAAGCUAAAUGGGCAGAUUAUUUCGCUGUCGGUCAAUCUGACCGACACGAUCAGCUCGGUAAAGGCGAAGGUACAGACGGAAACGGGUAUGCCGCCAGCGAAGCAGAAAAUUUUCUACGAUGGUAUGUUCUUCAAGGAUAACAACACCAUCGCCUACUACAAUUUGCUCAACGGUGUAACGGUCGCAUUGCAACUGAAGGAGCGUGGUGGACGAAAAAAGUAAGCGUGGCACUUGAAGCAUUUUGGCG
Messenger RNA from Anopheles maculipalpis, 2580 nucleotides. RefSeq names its product splicing factor 3A subunit 1 (gene Sf3a1). The record is from RefSeq and is a predicted model, not a curated record. Gene Ontology annotation, biological process: mRNA cis splicing, via spliceosome; regulation of alternative mRNA splicing, via spliceosome. Gene Ontology annotation, molecular function: RNA binding; protein binding. Bases 72 to 2555 code for a protein of 827 amino acids. Gene Ontology annotation, cellular component: catalytic step 2 spliceosome; U2 snRNP; U2-type prespliceosome. Lineage: Eukaryota; Metazoa; Arthropoda; Insecta; Diptera; Culicidae. The transcript has 3 exons.